AGCAGCGCCGGGCCACAAGUCUCCUCUCACUCGGGGCACCGCAACAAGUGGCCGCCGCGCCCUCCCCGGGGAAGCCGCGGACGCACGGGGGUGCAGGAAGGAGGCGGCGGAGCCGGACAGCCCGGGGCAGGCGCGACUCAGCUAGCACGGCUGGGGUCCGAGGAGGCGCAUGGGGACCCCGCGGCGGAGGAGCGGCGAGCUUAGGGGCGGCACCGGGGCGCGGGCUCUGCGUCGCGCAGCUCCCUCUCGUCUGGAGCACGGAUUCUGAGACCCCCCAGUGGCUGUCCGGGACCCGGCCUGCCACCCCUGGGGGUGCCAGGAGCGGACCUAGCACUCCUGUUCCCUCCGCGGAGCAGGGCAGUCCCCCGCCCAGAUCGGUCCACAGAAGGGGAAUGUGCAGCUAAAGGUCCGGUUCUGCCCGCUUUCCUCUGCCCCGCCGCCUGGGAGGUGCGCCCCAGCUAUGCAGUGUCCAGGGAGACGGCGGGCAUGACGACGACAGGAUGGGCGCGAACAAUGGCAAACAGUACGGCAGUGAGGGCAAAGGCAGCUCAAGCAUCUCAUCCGACGUGAGUUCAAGUACAGAUCACACGCCAACCAAAGCCCAGAAGAAUGUGGCCACCAGCGAAGAUUCUGACUUGAGCAUGCGUACAUUGAGCACGCCCAGCCCAGCCUUGAUAUGUCCACCGACUUUGCCAGGAUUUCAGAAUGGAAGGGGCUCCUCUACUUCUUCAUCCUCCAUCACCGGGGAGACAGUGGCAAUGGUUCACUCCCCACCCCCAACCCGCCUCACCCACCCACUCAUCCGUCUGGCCUCCAGACCCCAGAAAGAGCAAGCCAGCAUAGACAGGCUCCCGGACCACUCCAUGGUGCAGAUCUUCUCCUUCCUGCCCACCAACCAGCUGUGCCGGUGCGCACGCGUGUGCCGUCGCUGGUACAACCUGGCCUGGGACCCGCGCCUCUGGAGGACUAUCCGCCUUACGGGCGAGACCAUCAACGUGGACCGUGCCCUAAAAGUGCUGACCCGUAGGCUUUGCCAGGACACCCCCAAUGUGUGUCUCAUGCUGGAGACUGUCAUUGUCAGUGGCUGCCGGAGGCUCACAGACCGAGGCCUUUACACCAUUGCGCAGUGCUGUCCAGAACUGAGGCGUCUGGAAGUCUCAGGAUGUUACAAUAUCUCCAACGAAGCUGUCUUUGAUGUGGUGUCCCUCUGCCCCAACCUGGAGCACCUGGAUGUGUCAGGGUGCUCCAAAGUUACUUGCAUCAGCUUGACCCGGGAGGCCUCCAUUAAACUGUCCCCCUUGCAUGGCAAACAGAUUUCCAUCCGAUACCUUGAUAUGACGGACUGCUUCGUGCUGGAGGACGAAGGUUUGCACACCAUCGCAGCUCACUGCACGCAGCUCACACACCUCUAUCUGCGCCGCUGUGUCCGCCUCACCGACGAGGGCCUCCGCUACCUGGUGAUCUACUGCACAUCCAUCAAGGAGCUGAGUGUCAGUGACUGCCGCUUUGUCAGCGACUUUGGCCUGAGGGAGAUCGCUAAGCUGGAGUCCCGCUUGCGGUACCUCAGCAUCGCCCACUGCGGCCGCAUCACGGAUGUGGGCAUUCGUUAUGUGGCUAAGUACUGCAGCAAAUUACGCUACCUCAAUGCGAGGGGCUGCGAGGGCAUCACGGACCAUGGCGUGGAGUACCUCGCCAAGAACUGCACGAAACUUAAGUCUCUGGACAUUGGCAAAUGUCCUCUGGUCUCUGACACGGGCCUGGAAUCCCUGGCUUUAAACUGUUUCAAUCUCAAGAGAUUAAGCCUCAAGUCCUGUGAGAGCAUCACCGGCCAGGGCCUGCAGAUCGUGGCUGCCAACUGCUUUGACCUGCAGAUGCUGAACGUCCAGGACUGUGAAGUCUCAGUGGAGGCCCUGCGGUUUGUGAAGCGACACUGCAAGCGCUGUGUCAUUGAGCAUACCAACCCUGCUUUCUUCUGAAGGGACAGCUCCCACGGGGCAUGUUUUCACAGCAACGUGAACCAAACAAUGUUUUGUAAAAGUUGCCCAUGUUAAGCACCCAUGCCCACUCACAGCCCCCGUUUCUUCCAGGAACGUUCUGUGGAGUCUGGCUUUUAUUUUUAUUUCUCAUCCGCAAAUGAGGUCAAAGAAACAAAGGAGAAAAAAAACCAAAUUUCUACCACGGUAAACUGAUUCUGGUCGGUUCAUUUGUAGACAUAUCCUCUUACAAAGGAUGCAGCUCAUCUUGCUGGUCAGUGUGUCUUCAGAAACGCACCUUACCCUGGCUUCCCUUCCCCCUCCUGUACAAGCGCUAUGCCCCAGAGUUCCUCACCAUUGCAUCCAACCGUGCAACAGCUGCAGCAUUAAGCAUCCGAAUAAGGGCCUCUAACGCUGCCUAAGCCCCACUCCUAAAUCACUCACAAAGCAAAUUGGGGUUAAAGUCAUGCUAACGUUUUCUGUGUGCAGAGAGCUUCCCUGUGCUAAUGCAUUAUGGCAAAUCACACGGAAUAAAAAGAGACGUAAUUCCUCUCCCAGCUCUGCCACUAACUAGCUGUGUGACCUUGGUCAGCCUCACCUUGCUGGGCUUCAGCUUCCCACCACCAGAGGCCAAAAGCGGGAUGAGCUUCACACCCAUUUUAGAACUGAGGGAAUAGUGACGCCAGUAAGCAGAGCUUUGUAUAAGGAGCAUCAUAGAAAGCACAAGGGCAAGGCUUCUGAGAGAACUGGUUGUGUGGGUGAGCUGUGCUUUCAGGCAGGUCUGUGGGGUCGCUGCCGUGCACCUAGGGUCCUGUGUGGAUGCCCUUGUGCUCUUCUCUCAGGCCCAGCACAACUGUGUGGUGUGCUAGGCUUUGGCACGUCUUCUGCCAUGUUGCAUGCUUGCACUUCGAUGCUCACAUGCCGUAGCCUUCCCUCACUCCACCACAGGCAACCCAGGCAGGAGAGUGCCCCGGGACACCAAGCCUGCAUCUCCCUGCCAGCUUGCAUCCACUCAGCAUUUUCAAACCCAAGUACAGACCCUUAUAAUUUUUAAUUAACAAGUGAGGUCCAAGGGAGCCCACGUCCUUAAAGGUUUCUCUAACCCUUCUCAGUGCACAUAUGCUGUGCUUCAGACACAUCUGUCCUGCAGCCCGUGGGGACAGAUGCCUUGGUCCUUUGUCAUUCACAAUUCAGUUUGACUUCUCUCAUCUCCUUACUGUUCCAUCAAAUGAGCCUACUGGGGUUAAGUUUGUAAGUGGCUCAUAGUACCAAGGCCACCUUGCCUACUGUCUGCAUGUUUUCCACUGAAGAACGUAAAGCAGGCUCCCAGGUGUUUCAGAAUUGUUCCACCGGAAGCACCAGGCAUGCAGGAGGGGGGAUGCACUGAUCACCCAGAUGCUGCUCCACCCACUAAGGCAUUGGGGCAGAACAUCAAUAUCAGUUCAAAUUUUGAAUUUUCAGGUGAUGGACUUUUAAAUGGUCCCUUCUGAACAAAAAGCAAUUUUCUAGUUUCGUUUUUAAAGAAUCAGAUAGCCAGAAGAAAUCCUGUUGCUUGUUUCUGUGAACUCAAGUUGUCUUUUGUUAGUAAACCCAGGACUUCCCCCAAUUUUUUUUCUCUGGCCACAUUUUCCCCAUCACUGUGGAAACAGUUCACCCAUCUUCUUCUCGGAGUGUCUAGCCUCCAUUCGCAGAGCCUCUGCUCCCUUGAGCCAAGCACGCUGCCUUUGUUACAGACCAAGCUUAUGCACUGCUCGACAACUGCACUCCCACUGUAGGCUCCACUGUGUACUAUUGUCUUGUGUUGGGAAGAAGAAGUUAGGCAAUAAGCUGGCAACCCCUCAGGAGGUUUCUGUCGCUCACUCCAUGAGUCCCAGCUUCUGCUCAGUUCACACCAUCCUUGUCUGGGUGAGUGAACAAGAUUAUGUCAUAAGGGGAAGCAAAAGUCUUGGCUGGGGACAGGAUCUAGUGACAGCCACCGAAACCGAAUGUAGGGUCAUAAAAGAAAUUGAAUGAAGCGCCCCUCUGCUCUCUGACUUGAGGCUCUACCUAAAGUUUGUGAAUUGCAGAGUCACAAUGGGGAGUAUUAAACCAAAUCAUUUGGAAUGUUCCGGUAUUGAGGGUAACAGACAACCCAUUGUGGUAGGUUUUGGAGGACAAGCAAAAGGCCUCAUUGAGAAAUUCUCUGUGUUAAAACAUGGCUUCUUUCCUGGCUCCGUUACAUUGAAUGCUCAUUGGUCAUUGUUGUUUGUUUGUUUGUUUCUCUUUAACUCUAAUGUUCAAAUCACUAUGUGCUGUACGAGUCUAGAAAGCCUUAAUUUACUUCCACCAAGAAAUAAAGCAAGAU
Messenger RNA from Microtus ochrogaster (prairie vole), 4317 nucleotides. It is a transcript of the gene Fbxl7, whose product is annotated as F-box and leucine rich repeat protein 7. Gene Ontology annotation, molecular function: protein binding. Lineage: Eukaryota; Metazoa; Chordata; Mammalia; Rodentia; Cricetidae. Gene Ontology annotation, cellular component: SCF ubiquitin ligase complex. The record is from RefSeq and is a predicted model, not a curated record. Gene Ontology annotation, biological process: SCF-dependent proteasomal ubiquitin-dependent protein catabolic process.